AUGACUGGUCGCGGUGGUGGCGGUGGUCGCCGUGUCCUCGUUCCUCCUAUCAACUUCAUCUUCAAGCUUCUUCAAUCACACGCCACGGUCAGCGUCUGGCUGUACGAGCAGCUCUCCAUCCGCAUUGAGGGCAAGAUCAGAGGUUUCGAUGAGUUCAUGAACCUGGUAAUCGACGAUGCCGUGGAGGUUAAGCAAAUUACCAAGACCAACGACAAGGAGUCCCGGAGACCUCUCGGUCAAAUCCUGUUGAAGGGAGACAACGUGUCGCUGAUCCAGAGUGCUGCAAGCUGA
Molecule: messenger RNA, 291 nt
Organism: Fusarium pseudograminearum CS3096
Lineage: Eukaryota; Fungi; Ascomycota; Sordariomycetes; Hypocreales; Nectriaceae
Exons: 5
Coding region: 1-291 (96 amino acids)
Biological process (GO): spliceosomal snRNP assembly; mRNA splicing, via spliceosome
Cellular component (GO): U5 snRNP; U2 snRNP; precatalytic spliceosome
Molecular function (GO): RNA binding
Source: RefSeq, a predicted model, not a curated record